AUGGACUCUGGUGUGAGCGAGUUGCCUAGCCAUGCAUGUUUUCCGGCCCAAUUCCAAACACAUAUAAAAAAUCAGGGCUCGAACUCGUCCUCGAUGAGCCACGAUUCGAUGGCAAUGGCCGAGCCUAUCCCAUCACCGCGCCGAUGGUCUCCCACCUAUGUACCCCGAAGGCGAAGCAGACAGAUGCCCUCUCUCUCAUUUGUAACGUCACCAAUGAUGCCGCGCAGAGAGUCGCAGGACCUUUCUACCUCAAUAUCACGGCGCCCCACAGAUCGUGGCCCAGCAUGCGUGUCGCCCUUCCGCUCGGUUCGAAGAAUGAAAGAACCAUUUCAAUUAAUGCUCCCGACUUCCCCAGCGUCUCUCGAUGGCCCGGCUCCUAUAUUUCCUGAAAAGCCAAGCAGGCCGUUAAAAGUGCCUGCCGAUCACACAUUACGAACAUGGCGCUCAGACCAAAAUCUGACUUGUGGCAGCCUGGAGGGAUUCGGUCUUCUACCCAGCCCGCCUAUAACAGAAUCGCGCCCUGCAAGUGCGGGCCCAGAGUUAUCUUACUUUGAUUCCCAGUCGUCGGAUGAAUCAGGUCCAUCAGGUGACAGGAAGGCCAAGAAGGACGAGUCUGACACCCCUCGACUGGGUCGUUCCACAACACCCGCAACGCUCGAAAUUGGGGAAAGGAUACAGUAUACAGCGUACCGUCCCCCAGCUUGGAAGAAUCAACCGCGAACAGAUGUCAUGAAUGUUCAUGAAGCUCACUCAGAGUUUGUACGCCAGUGCGAGCCUAGCAAUGCACAGGAGUCAAAAGCUCAAUCUCCCAAGAAGCCUGGAACCCCGCAGUCAGUGAAAACCGAAAGACUCCUUGUUCCGGGGAGCUCACCGAGACCCCAACGCCCCCGGACUGGGACAGUGUCCAGUGAAGCUAGCUGGGUGCCAACCAACUUCUCGUACUGCGAAAGAUGGCUGCAAGGAGUACCCGUUGACAAGGUGAAUGACAGGAACUCAUCCUCAAAGGAGUUCAACAAUCGACGCAAGUUCCAGAUCGUUGAGAAUGACCCCCCAAUGCCAAAAUUGGAUAUUAUUCCGGGAGCAAAAUCCCUUGAAGAACCUGUGAGAUUUGCUGUCGCUAGCAAGACAAGACCGAAGCUUGUCGACAUCGCUCGACAAUCAUCACCAUCGCUUCCACUGCUUCCACCGCCGUCAUUGCUGCCACAGAUGGUACCAACGACCCCAGAUCAGCGUCAAGAGGAAGUAUCGGCGUUUAGCCCGGACACUCCACUUAAUCUGUCUGAUAGUGGAUACGAAAGUCGCGAGUCCAGAUAUUCCUUCGAUAGCUAUGAUGAUAGUAAAGGUGAUGAUGACGACGACGAUGCAUACACCGACCCAGGGUCAUUGACCUCUUCGGACAGCGUCGGAUCAACUGUGAUUGGCGAAAGGCCUGAAACUGCGCAGGGAGAGCGCGAGGUAAGCCCACAACCUGAGAUCAGAUCGGGCAGCGUGAGCCCAAAGGCCUCAUCACCACCAGUUCAUUCACCAGGGCGGGCAUCUAUCAUGUCCGAAAAGGAGGAUGAGAAACCACGGCUAUGGCAACAUGACUGGACGCUGGACGACCAUGAAUGGACCCUGGAUGAGUUGGACCACUCUGUCAAAGAUUUUCCUCGUCAUAUGCUCAGGCUCGCAUCUCCGGUCAUUGUUUUUCUUCGCAAAAACGACGAGAAGACCCUCAUCAGGCCCUUCCGCACUAUAUUCCCCGACGUUACAGAGAACCUACUCGACUGUCUCUGUGCUGCGCUCCUUGCUCGAAACUACCUCCUUUCCCUGCCAAGCCUCCACCGAACUAAGCCAUCAGUCUCUUCGCGCAAAGACGCAUACGCUGUCGAUGGUGUUCCGAAAAAAGCAUUUACUACACUAGGCAUCCAGCUUCCAUCUGGAUCUACCAACAAGCCUAAGGACCACCUCUUCAGCUCUCGCAGCAAGGACCUCCAGGCACACCUCGACCGAACCGUGGACAACCUCCUAUUCGCCAUAUGUGGUCGAUCAGAUACUACUUUGAAAUCGGCUGUUGAAGUUCUCGCCCAAGUGCUUGAAACCAAUGCUUAG
Molecule: messenger RNA, 2091 nt
Organism: Penicillium robsamsonii
Lineage: Eukaryota; Fungi; Ascomycota; Eurotiomycetes; Eurotiales; Aspergillaceae
Exons: 2
Coding region: 1-2091 (696 amino acids)
Source: RefSeq, a predicted model, not a curated record